Molecule: messenger RNA, 1917 nt
Organism: Syzygium oleosum
Lineage: Eukaryota; Viridiplantae; Streptophyta; Magnoliopsida; Myrtales; Myrtaceae
Product: lipase-like PAD4
Exons: 4
Coding region: 1-1917 (638 amino acids)
Biological process (GO): lipid metabolic process
Source: RefSeq, a predicted model, not a curated record
AUGGCGUCGGCGACCUCGAUCCCUCAUGGCAACACAAUGGGCGACCUUGGAUCGAGGCGCAAGUCGCAGUGGUUCGAGACCAGCGAGAUGUUGGGGACUUUCCUGGCUUCGACCCCGCUGCUGAAGGAGGCGUGGAGGCUGGCCGGCACCGCGAGCGCGAUGGGGUGCGGUGCCUUCGCGGCGGAGCAAGUCGGGGGCGUGGGGUACGUGGCAUUCUCGGGCAUCCAGGAGACGCCGGUGCUCGGUUGGGAUCCGAACUACGGCAUGCUGGUGCCGCUGGACGUAGCAGGCCACGGGCUGUUCGCGCCGCUGAAAUGCCGUUACGACGACGAGGAGCCGGUCAUGGUCCACUCUGGAGUGCUUCACCUCUUCCUUCAAUAUCAUUCGCGUCCGGAUUUCCAAAGCCAGAUUCGUAGCUUGCUAGCUGAAACCAAGUCAAUAGUGAUCACAGGCCAUUCCCUAGGAGGAUCAGUGGUAUUACUCACCGCUCUUUGGCUCCUCUCCUACCUCAAAUCCAUCUUCUCACCCCUGUCGGUCUUAUGCAUUGGUUUCGGCUCUCCUUUCCUCGGCAAUGAGUCGCUUUCCCAAGCCGUCCUCCGCGAAAGAUGGGGCGGCAGCUUCUGCAACGUCGUGUCGACGCAUGAUAUAAUGCCGAGGUUAUCUCUCGACCAAUCACUUGUUCUGACUCCCCAGUGGCAGGCCCUCAUAAGAUUCUGGUACACGUCUAUGAUGUCACCGAACUCUAUGAAUUUGGCUAACCUCCAAUUAAAUGAAGAAGACAAAGCCCGGUUAUUUUCCUCCGUUGCGGCUGACAUGGAGCGCCUAGCGCAGGCAGGGGAAGGCGAGGGAGGGAGGUCGUUUUGGCCAUUUGGGAAUUACUUGUUUUGUUCAGAUGAGGGCGCCAUUUGUUUGGACAACGCUGUAUCGGUCAACAAGAUGAUGCAUUUGAUGCUAAGGACAGGCUCCCCAAAUUGUAUCAUUGAGGAGCACCUUAAUUAUGGGUGGUAUGUUGAGAGACUGAGUCUUCAGUCUUUGAAGAGAAGCUUCAUGGAAGGAGAUCUCUCUAAAUCAAGCUAUGAAGCAAGUCUUUCAUUGGAUUUGAACUCCUCAGGGACUUAUCGACAGGUAUUGAUUGCACCGAUGACAAAAGAUUGCUUGAAGAUGACGAGGCGAAUGGGGCUCGCGCCGAACCUAAACACUGCCGACUUAGCCAAUAGGCUCUCCAAAAUCACUCCUUAUAGGGUGGAGAUAGAGUGGUAUAAAGCUUGCUGCGAUAAGUCCAACGAGCAAAGAGGAUACUAUGAUUCUUUCAAGCAGAGGGGGGCCUCAAGGAGAGAGUCCCAUGUAAACAUGAAUCGGUACAAGCUUGCGGCCUUUUGGGACAAUGUCAUACACUUGAUGGACGGGAAAGAGCUCCCACACGAUUUGCACAAAAGGUCCAAAUGGGUAAACGCGGCGCAGUCCUACAUGCUUCUUGUGGAGCCAUUGGAUAUCGCGGAGUAUUAUCGGUCAAGGAUGCACCUUAAGAAAGGCCACUACAUAAGCAAUGGAAGAGAGAGGAGGUACAAAAUUUUCGAUCAGUGGUGGACUGAGAGAGUUGUUACCGAGAAACUGGGCAAUAAUAGGAGGAUCAGGUAUGCAGGCUUGACCCAAGACGCUUGCUUUUGGGCAAGGGUGGAGGAAGCAAAGGAGUGGCUGGACAACAUUAAGUGUCAGAGUGACCCUAGAAACCUGGCUUUUCUUUGGGAUGGACUCAAUAAGUUUGAAACUUAUGCAAUGAACCUGGUUGAAGGAAGAGAGGUGUCUGCUGAUGUUGUGGCUAAGAAUUCGAGCUUUAGCCUGUGGUUAAAAGAAUGGACAGCAUGGAAAUCACAAAUUGAUCCCCUUAUUGUGUCCCAAUCGAUGUCACUUAUUUAG